CGCUUUGCGGCCGUGCAGAGAUUUCAUCAUGCAGUGUGAGUGAGUCCCCAGUCCAUGCUGCUGCUCAGAUCCCUCCCCGCCCUGCUGCACCAUCUCCAGCCUCGCUCUCUGGGAGCCCCCCUGCUGCUCCAGCGACUCCAUCACCCUCAGCCAGCACAGCCAGCCCGCCCAGCCCGGGCCCAGCACCCUCAGCCAGCCCACCCAGCACAGCCCCGCACAGCCGGCAUGGAGGGCAACAUAGAGGAGCAGCUCGCUCCCCUCAGACAGGCGGUCAAACAGCAGGGUGACCUAGUACGGCAGCUGAAACAGGAUCAAGCACCACAAGUGGAUGUGGACAGAGCGGUGGCCGAGCUGAAAGCAAGAAAAAGGGCAUUGGAAGCAAAGGAAUUAUCACUCCAACCCAAGGAUGACAUCGUGGACCGAACCAAAAUGGAGGAUACGUUGAAACGACGCUUCUUUUAUGACCAAGCCUUUGCCAUUUACGGAGGGGUCAGUGGACUGUACGAUUUUGGGCCUGUUGGAUGCGCCUUGAAAAAUAACAUCAUCCAGACCUGGAGGCAGCAUUUUAUCCAAGAAGAACAGAUCCUGGAGAUAGACUGCACGAUGCUCACCCCGGAACCUGUUCUCAAAACCUCCGGUCAUGUUGAUAAGUUUGCAGACUUCAUGGUGAAAGAUGUAAAGAAUGGAGAGUGCUUUCGUGCAGACCAUCUUUUAAAAGCCCACCUCCAGAAAUUGAUGUCUGACAAGAAAUGCACGUCAGAUAAAAAGGCUGAAAUGGAGAGCGUCUUGACACAGAUGGACAACUACGGUCAACAAGAUCUUGCAGACCUCUUUGUGAAGUACAAUGUCAAGUCUCCCAUAACGUUAAAUGAUCUCUCUCCUCCUGUCCCCUUCAACCUGAUGUUCCAGACUUCCAUUGGGCCUGGUGGAAACAUGGUCGGAUACUUGAGACCAGAAACCGCACAGGGGAUCUUCCUUAACUUUAAACGGCUUUUAGAAUUUAACCAGGGAAAACUGCCGUUUGCUGCGGCUCAGAUUGGGAAUUCUUUUAGGAAUGAAAUUUCACCCCGUUCUGGACUCAUCAGAGUACGAGAGUUCACCAUGGCAGAAAUAGAGCACUUUGUAGACCCCAAUGAAAAACAACACCCCAAAUUUGAGAAUGUAGCCGACUUGAACAUAUUGCUAUACUCUUCCCAAGCUCAGUUGAGUGGGGAGUCUGCCACAAAAAAGCGACUAGGCGAUGCUGUUGAGCAGGGUGUGAUUAAUAAUUCUGUCCUGGGAUACUUUGUUGGUAGAAUCUAUCUGUACCUGGUGAGAGUGGGAAUCUCGCCUGAGAAGCUGCGUUUCAGACAGCACAUGGAGAAUGAGAUGGCGCAUUAUGCUUGCGAUUGCUGGGAUGCUGAAGCUAAAACCUCCUAUGGUUGGAUAGAAAUUGUUGGCUGCGCAGAUCGAUCAUGUUAUGACCUCUCCUGUCACGCCAGAGCCACUAAAGUCCCCCUCGUUGCUGAAAAGCCACUUAAGGAACCCAUAUCUGUGAAUGUAAUUCAGUUUGAUGCCAAUAAGGGAGCCCUCGGCAAAGCCUUCAAGAAAGAUGCUAAACUGGUCAUGGAAUAUCUCGCUAUCUGCGAUUCCUGCUACAUCACAGAAAUGGAGCAGCUGCUAAACGAAAAAGGGGAAUUUACCAUUGAAACAGAAGGGAAGACAUUUCAGCUAACGAAGGACAUGGUCAGCGUAAAGAAGUUUCAGAAAACCAUACAUGUCGAGGAAAUUGUACCAAAUGUGAUUGAGCCCUCAUUCGGUCUUGGAAGGAUCAUGUACACGGUUUUCGAGCACACAUUCCAAAUCCGACAAGGAGACGAGCAGAGGACGUACUUCAGCUUCCCUGCCAUUAUUGCACCAUAUAAAUGCUCUGUGCUUCCUCUCAGCCAAAAUCAGGAAUUUGUACCAUUUGUCAAAGAAUUAUCUGAAGCAUUAACGAAGAAUGGUGUAUCCCACAAAGUGGACGACUCUUCAGGUUCCAUAGGAAGACGCUAUGCCCGCACAGACGAGAUCGGUGUGGCCUUUGGAAUUACUAUAGACUUUGAUACAGUCAACCGCACACCUCACACCGCAACACUUAGAGACCGUGACAGCAUGAGGCAAAUCCGUGCUGAGAUUUCUGAACUUCCUGGGAUUGUUCGCGACUUGGCAAACGGUUUCAUAAGUUGGGCAGAAGUGGAGAAGAAGUAUCCAAUUUUUGAGGGACAGGAGACUAGCAAAAAAGACACAGAGGAAUAACUGCUUUAGAGAAUCAUUUUUUCUUUCUAUUGAUGAUAAUAUUCAACAUAAUUAAUGUGACAAUUAAGGGACGAUGGCAUCGUUUGAUGCUUACAGGGAUCAUCCUUAAUUAUAUCUCGAUCACAUUUCCACACAGUCCGAUAUUAAAUGACAUGGUAAUAUAUAUUUUUUUGUCUGUUUUUGUCGUAUGCAAUAGAUGGCAAAUCCAUAUUGAACCAAAGGAUAUUUGAGGGUCACCCGAUAGGAAGUCAUUUUCAAGCGAUAUCUAUUAAUUUGAUUGCAUACAUCUUUCACACGCGCAUUCUGUAUGUGUAUAUAACAGUCAAAAAGCUGACCAUUGACCAGAAGCAAAAUAUUAAAGAAUAUCAUUGUCAA
Molecule: messenger RNA, 2652 nt
Organism: Pelobates fuscus (common spadefoot toad)
Lineage: Eukaryota; Metazoa; Chordata; Amphibia; Anura; Pelobatidae
Gene: GARS1
Product: glycyl-tRNA synthetase 1
Exons: 17
Coding region: 55-2277 (740 amino acids)
Biological process (GO): mitochondrial glycyl-tRNA aminoacylation
Cellular component (GO): cytoplasm; mitochondrion
Molecular function (GO): glycine-tRNA ligase activity; ATP binding
Source: RefSeq, a predicted model, not a curated record